GUCAACUUGAAUGAUCAAUAAUUAACGUUUUUUGGACCACAUUUGCUCGACUGAGAACAACAAACAACUCUUACUCUUAACAACUAACUAACCAACCAACUACAGUCCUGUGAACAUUUCGUGUGUGCGUUUGUUUCCCUUAUGUCCCGAAAAUCGAGCGACAAUGACUAUAGUCUUCGUAGUAUGAGCAACCUGAUGGGUGAGAGGAGGAAGAAAGUGAACGAUGACGGAGAGCGGAGCCUCAUCAAAGCUCCGUCCAGCGCGAGCAUCAACAGCCAGGCUGUCCCUGCCAAUGCCGCUACCGCCACCACCACCGGGGACCUGGAGAGAGAGGCGCGUAAACAGUUCCACCAAGAUGUCACACCUGGGUUUGUUUAUGUUCUGGCCGCGUUCUCCGCGCUGGGUGGCUUUCUGUUCGGCUAUGACACCGGGGUAAUCUCGGGAGCGAUGCUCCUGCUCAAGAGGGAGAUGAAUCUCAGCGCCCUAUGGCAGGAGGUUCUGAUCUCUAGUACUGUGGCUGCCGCCGCGCUGUCCGCGUUUGCCGGCGGGUUCUUGAACGGAGUUUUCGGGCGCAGGGUCUGCAUCCUCCUGGCUAGUUUUAUCUUCACAUCUGGGGGAAUAGUGCUUAGCGCAGCUCCCGAUAAGGUGGUUCUCCUGGUCGGACGUCUCAUUGUCGGGCUUGGACUUGGUAUUGCGUCCAUGACGGUGCCAGUGUACAUAGCUGAGACGUCUCCCCCCCACCUGAGAGGCCAGCUGGUGACAGUAAACACACUGUUCAUCACGGGAGGCCAGUUUACUGCCAGCAUCAUAGACGGAGCCUUCAGUUACCUACGCCACGAUGGAUGGAGGUAUAUGUUGGGUCUGUCGGUGGUCCCUGCGGUGCUCCAGUUCGUGGGGUUUCUGUUCCUGCCAGAGAGCCCCCGCUGGCUGAUCCAGAAAGGCCUUACCCAGAAGGCCCGGCGCGUGCUCAGCCAGAUUAGAGGCAAUCAGAACAUUGACGAGGAGUACGACAGCAUCAAGAACAGCAUCGAGGAGGAGGAGAAAGACUGCGGAGGAGAUGGCCCUGUGAUCUGGAGGAUGCUGACCUACCCCCCCACACGGAGAGCACUCCUGGUGGGAUGUGGACUACAGAUGUUCCAACAGCUCUCUGGGAUCAACACCGUCAUGUACUACGGCGCCACCAUCCUGCAGAUGUCGGGAGUGCGGGAUGACAAGCUGGCCAUCUGGUUGGCCGGGGUCACAGCCUUCACCAACUUUCUGUUCACCCUCCUGGGGGUGUGGCUAGUGGAGAGGGUUGGCCGCAGGAAACUCACACUGGGGAGCAUCAUCGGGACAUGUCUGAGUUUGUCUCUGCUGGCCAUUGGGUUUCUGCUGUCUGCCCAACACACCCCUCCUGUCACCCUCCACCCCACUGACCCGUCAAUGGUCAACUCCACCUGCAACAAACACCUGCUGUGUGAGCCGUGUAUGCUGGACCCGGCGUGUGGCUUCUGUUACCGUGAGAACAGCACGGCUCUGUUCGCCUCAUCCUGUGUACCUGUCAAUACAGCCUCCACAGAGAAGGCAGCCUGGGGCAGGUGUUCCAACUCGACCCAGCUGAGAGUCCAUACGUACUGGGCCUAUAACUACUGUCCCACCUCCUACUCCUGGGUGGUCCUACUGGGUCUUGUUCUCUAUCUGGCCUUCUUCGCCCCAGGUAUGGGUCCGAUGCCGUGGACAAUCAACUCUGAAAUUUAUCCCCUGUGGGCCCGGAGCACAGGGAACGCCUGUUCAGCUGGAGUCAACUGGACGUUUAACUUCCUGGUCUCCCUCACCUUCCUCCAUGUGGCUCAGAACCUCACCUACUACGGAGCGUUUUUCCUUUACUCCGGCCUGGCUCUGCUGGGGUCCUUCUUCAUCUACGGCUGUCUGCCUGAGACUAAGGGCCGGAGGCUGGAGGAGAUUGAGUCCCUGUUCGACAACAAGCUGUGCUCCUGCGGGGCCACGGACUCUGACGAGGACCGGCAGGUGGAGUACAUCAGGGUGAAGGGGAGCAACUACCACCUCUCUGACAACGAUGCCUCCGACGUGGAGUAGCCCUAGCCUGU
Salvelinus namaycush (lake trout) is the source of this 2087-nucleotide messenger RNA. RefSeq names its product proton myo-inositol cotransporter-like. The record is from RefSeq and is a predicted model, not a curated record. The transcript has 10 exons. The coding region runs from base 142 to 2076 and encodes 644 amino acids. Gene Ontology annotation, molecular function: myo-inositol:proton symporter activity. Gene Ontology annotation, biological process: transmembrane transport. Lineage: Eukaryota; Metazoa; Chordata; Actinopteri; Salmoniformes; Salmonidae. Gene Ontology annotation, cellular component: membrane.